CACUUCCCUCCAAGGGCAUUGAUAUUUGUGGUUCGUUUGGACUGUAUGUUCGUAUGGUUUUUGUGCUUAAUGGUGCAGGGAAAUAUCUCUUUUACUUGUGCUUAUGUUUUUGGAAGGUGUUGAAGUGAUCAAAAUGAUGUCAAGAUCUGUCAGAGCAGAAACAAGAAGUAGAGCCAAAGAUGACAUUAAAAGAGUAAUGCAAGUGGUUGACAAAGUACGUCAUUGGGAAAAGAAAUGGGUGACAAUUGGUGAGACAACAAUGAAAAUCUACAAGUGGGUUCCAAUUUCAAGCAGUGAACAGAAGAAAAAGGGCAAAGAUCACUGUAACAAGGAGAACACAUUAGCAAGAAAAUCAGCUGCUUUGGAUUCAUCAAAUUCUAAUUUUGGCCUUGCUGAGGAUUCAAACACUUGUUUCUCUAUGGUGAGCGAUUCUCAAGGGCCAACAGAUUUCUCUGCACAAUUGGGAUUCUCGGAAGACUCUAACUCACAAAGCAGUGAACCAAGCAGUAAGCGACUGAAGACUGAUUGACUGGUCUUAAACUGGUAAUUUAACCACGUUUUAAGAAAUUUUUCAAAAUACUUAAGCUUUGAAACAUUUCCUUGUUAUCUAUACCAUUGAGCAUGUAUUUUUCUCUGAGUGAUAUCCCUCUAGACAUGAAUGUAUUUGACUAAACUAAAAUUGUGUGUAUGUGUGUGCGGGUAUGAAAGUUGAAGGAAAUUAAAUAAGUAAGUUAGAUCAUGCAGAAGAGAUGUGAGGACAUAUAUCUUUCCUAAGACAACAGAAGCAUAGUGCAUUGUUUUUGUAUAGUAGUUUAAAACCUAAAGGACCAUAAUAUAUGAAAAUGAAUAUUGUUUUUACUUAAAUAACUGGUAAUAUUAAUUGUGAUAGUUACUUAAUCAGCUUUAUGAAUAGAAUUCUUUCUAUAAACACUGCUUCCUCAUCUCCUGAAAAUUCUAAAUUCUGGAGACGUGAUGUAUAUUUAUGUUUGUUUUCAUUAUUUACGCUCUUCAAUUGUCAUGUCUUCAAUUAGCACCAUUAUAAUUGAAUGUGAGCCAUUGAACCAAGGCCAGUAGUAACGUGACUUUACGUAUCACAUUCUGAAAAGUAAUAGUAAUAGGCAUACCAUAUUUUUUAUAGUUUAUUGCUAGAUUUCUGGAUACAUUAAUUACUGGAUGAUGCUGUCAGUAAUUGUACACUUAGUAGUGGAAGAAAAUCUGCAUAUAUGAUAAUUGUGGAAAUGAUGGAUAAAUCUGAAUGUGUUGAGGGAAAUAUAUAAUACAUGCGGUAUACCUUAGAAUUAUUCAAACAGAAAAUUUAAUUAUGUAGUCCAUCACCUGAGAAUAUCAUUUCAUUGUAAACAUGCUUUAUGAAGAAAACAAAGCCAAACAAACAUUUCAUUUACAUUUACUUCAGAAGUCCAUUGCAGCUUAAUCAUACCAUUUACAAUGGGUUCGACUACAAAGAUUUAAGUUAGAGAAUACUAUUUCAUACCAAAGGAGUCAGAAUGACAUAAAAUCGUAGCUGUUUUAUAUAGUAGAAUCAUUGACAUUUCAUAUAAAGAGAUGGUAAUCAUACCGUCAUGUCACAUGUAGUUUUAGAACUUUAUUAUGUGCAAAAUUCCAUCUGUACAUUUAGUCUUUGAUUGUUAUUGUUUUGGGAUUGUGAAUAUCCUUUAAUAUGCAGUUUUGAUUUGAAGCUUGAUACAAAUGUGAGAAGCUUGAUGUUAAAGCUACUACUUCAUCCCAGCGAUUCUUUUCCACACUUGUAUAUGUUGUUAAGUUCUGUGCAUACUGCAAAACUUGCUUUAAGAAUCUGGAAAGGAAAUAUAAAGAAGGUGGUUUGUAAUUAUUCUGUUUUCAGUAUGUGCAUUUAACGGAGAUGUCGGUAAAGACACAAAUAUUUUCAAAUUGCAUAUAACAUAAAUAUACUCUGAAUAUUUCAUGUUUCAGUCUAAGUUUGCUAUCUGUUAGAAAUCUGUUUUAUGUCAGUAUUAUAUAAGUUUAAGUAAUGAUUAGGCUGUUGUUUUGCACUAUACCUAGGAAGCACUGUUGCAGACUGUAUUUCCUAUGUCUCAAUAUCUUAAAUGCAGAUGGCUUAAUUUCCAUAAAAGAAAUCAAUUUUCUACUUAAAUUUUAUACCUGUUCAUGUGCUGGUAUUCCUUGCUUGUUGCAGUAGGUAGCCUGUUAAUGUGUAUCAAGUGGAUAAUAAGUAUAAACACCACACAUUCAAGUGCUGUAUGUAGACGUGGGAUUGUAUUCAGCAUCCGAUGAUAAGUUUCCCUUUGUCUGGAUCGUAACAUAUGAGAACAGUGAAGGUGGUAUUUAUCUCUUAAGCCUUGUUCAACUUGCCUGCAUAUAAUCUGAAUAUUGUCAGCAAUUUGUUUCAAUGAGUUCAGUAUGUCUGUCUCAGUCUUAGAUCUGUAUAUAGUCAAAAUUUUAUAUUCUGUUAUAAAACCCACUACAUCACUAAACGUAUUUUCAUAAUCAUGCUUGUUUGAUGUAAUUGUUUCCGAUAUUGAAUUCCACAAAUCAAGUUUUAACUGCAGUAAUUGCGUCUUAUCUUCCUGAAUCACUUCUUCCCACAUCAUGCACCUCAGUUUUUCCACUAACUCCGGUCUUGGAUAUGUUUUCCAUUCCAUUAAUUUAUGAGUAAUUUCGACAAUGCUGUUUUUAAGCAAGGAGCUGGAAUGAAAUUUGGAAACAUAUUUCUUGCUUGCAUCUCUUAUUGUAUUCUCCAGUUUAAGCACAGUUUCAACAGAAGAGCGAUCAGAUAAACAUGAUAUUUUCACUUCAUCUGUCACAAGUUUGGUAAUGCUAUGGAGGCCAGAACUGUCUUCUACAUUUGUUUCCUCUUCUCUUGCUUUUAUAAUUAAUGCCAGUGUUGCACAAAUAAUGUGAUUUGUAAGAGUUUGUGUAACAUCACAUAAAUCACAUUCACCAUGGCUAAUCUUGUCCCUUAUUCUUGGUCCUUUUUGAUGCACAAAAAUAUCCUGCAACAUUUCAAUGAGACAGUCACCUAAAACUGCUCUCACUUUAUUAAUUUUCAUGUCAUUUAUAUUCUCUGCCAGUAUUUCAUCAAGUGUUGUGUAAAAUGACGUUGAUUCAGCUGUAAGCACUCUCUCAGGGCAGCCAUUAGCCCAGCAGAAGAUGCUUCGAAGCACCUGUUCAAUUUGGGGUAGCAGUAGCAGCAGACACUUAUCAUACCUGAAAGAAUGUACCAUUAUGCAUUAGUAGUAGUAGGAUUUAAUUAUGCAUUACUUAGGGCUCCUGAAAUGUAACCUAAAUCUAUUAUCCAUAUAGGAAAAUCCAUUCACCCAGUAUCAUAUUUUAUAUGAGAUAUUUAAAAAUUUAGUGUCAUAUGUUAAGAUCAAGGAACAAAGGCAACACUGCAUCUUACAUGUGAUAAUAAAUGUCUAUUAUUGAAGGUUUUUAUUACAUUCAGAUUGAGGCUAAAAAUGUGUUCUUUUACCUGUGGCGAGUGUAUUUUGUAUUAAAAAUUUAAAAUUGUUCAUGCCUCAAAUAACUGUUAAGACCAAAUAUUCUUCAGGUUAUGUGAAAUAUCACUUAAUCAUGUCUCUGCCCCAAUGGAAAGUUGCUGCAUACCCAGCAGUCUUCUUUUGUUAGAAUGAAACUUCUUAAAAAUGUAUGACUUCUUCAAAUUUUUCUGUUAGUCAUAAUUUUUGUAUUUCCAUAAAUCUAAUGUCACUCUUUAACCAAUUUCUGUCUUUGUUAAAUUAAGGAGUAAUUUCUACAACUGAAAACAAACUUAUAAACACUGUGAAUCUUCACAAUAUUAAAUAGAAUAAAAAUGAUACACACUAAACCAGGGGUUGUCAACCUUUUUAUACCUACCGCCUACUUUUGUAUCUUGUUGAUGGUAAAAUUUCCUUACUGCCCACCAGUGCCGCACGUACUGCCCACCACCAUGAAAGAGGUACAGCUUGAAGACUGAGUGAUGGCCGGUGGUAAGCCCUGCCCUUGUUAUGCACACUAAACUCGUGCCUUUGGCUACGGAGCUCAUUCGUUGCACCCUCGUCCACGAGUAUAUUUCAAGAAUUGCAAAAGCAUAUUUUAAAAAGUCAAACUCGCGAAGUUGUUAGCAAUGUAUUCAAUAUAUGGAGGAAGGGCAAAAUUUGUAACAACGGACAAAAACCCCCACCGCCCACCAUGAAAGCUUGAAUCGCCCACUAGUGGGCAAUAGGGACCAGGUUGACGACCCCUGCACUAAACAGUCAUAACAUAAAUGCUAAUUAUGUGUUUUGAAGCCACAGGAACUUGCACAGAGUAUAAUACAAACAGAAAAAUACCACCUUUCAAAGAUUUCCUUUGCUUAAAAAUUAGGAUCUGAUGGUUGUAGCUUAUUCGUAUGUCAAAAUGAAACAUGAUAUUAAUCCAAAGCUGUAAAAUGUUACUAUGAAAAAUGAGUAAAAUGGAGCAGCCUUGUUCCCAGUAGUGAAUUUA
Zootermopsis nevadensis is the source of this 4461-nucleotide messenger RNA. It is a transcript of the gene BCL7-like, whose product is annotated as chromatin remodeling complex subunit BCL7B-like protein. Lineage: Eukaryota; Metazoa; Arthropoda; Insecta; Blattodea; Termopsidae. The record is from RefSeq and is a predicted model, not a curated record.